AUGUCAGACGUAGAAGUUGAAAUUCCAACGACGUUUAAAAAAAGAAAUUUAAAGAUUAGAGGAGGAAGAAAACGUAAAAAUUCAAGUUCCGAAGAAAAUAACUCUUCAGAUUCCAAUGAGCAAAUAGUGGUGUUACCAACAAAGAAGCCACAAAAACCAAAUCCAAAUAUUCAGUCUACUGCAGGCCCAAAAAGACAAAAACCAGAGUUUGAAGUUGGCAAUGACAGUAGUAGCGAUGAGGAGAUCUCACGGGCCCGAACAACACUCUCAGUACAGCAGCAGCGAGAGAAUGCAACAGCAACUUAUGAAUUAGAUACGGAAAGGGAUAAAGAUGCUCAAACAAUUUUUGAGAAGGCCCAGAAAAUUAAUGAAGAGUUACAGGGACAAGCUGAUGAUAAGAUUUACCGCGGUAUAAACAACUAUGCACAAUAUUACAAAAAACGGGACACUGCAGCUGGUAAUGCCAGCUCAGGUUUGGUGAGGAAAGGCCCCAUUAGAGCGCCUGCCAACUUAAGGGCUACUGUGAGAUGGGAUUACCAACCUGACAUCUGUAAGGACUACAAAGAAACGGGAUUUUGUGGCUUUGGCGACUCAUGCAAAUUCCUUCACGAUCGCUCGGAUUACAAGCAUGGGUGGCAGUUGGAGAGGGAGGAAGUGGAGGGGAGCGCGGCCAGAGAUGCGGGGGGAAGUGGGGAUUCCGACUACGAGAUCCACAGCGAUGACGAACUACCUUUCAAGUGUUUCAUUUGCAGAAAUAGCUUCACAGAUCCCGUGGUAACAAAAUGCAAACACUACUUCUGCGAGAAAUGUGCAUUGGAUAAUUAUAAGAAAUCGACCCGAUGUUAUAUAUGUAACGCGCAAACCAGCGGUGUGUUUAACGCGGCUAAAGAGUUGGAAGCGAAGCUGAAGAGCAGGGAAGCCGAGCAGGACAGUGAUGAUGAUAAUGAUGAUGAUGACGAUGAUUGA
Parnassius mnemosyne (clouded apollo) is the source of this 966-nucleotide messenger RNA. Lineage: Eukaryota; Metazoa; Arthropoda; Insecta; Lepidoptera; Papilionidae. The record is from the annotation of a GenBank genome assembly.